This is a messenger RNA of Exserohilum turcica Et28A, 471 nucleotides long. RefSeq lists its product as uncharacterized. The transcript has a single exon. NCBI's taxonomy places the organism in Eukaryota, Fungi, Ascomycota, Dothideomycetes, Pleosporales, Pleosporaceae. Bases 1 to 471 code for a protein of 156 amino acids. The record is from RefSeq and is a predicted model, not a curated record.
AUGGGGGACCACGACGGUUCGGCGCUUCUGGAAACCCAGAAAUAUGUCUUUGUCGAUAUCGAGCAGAGGCAUAACCUGAUCACCUCGUUGUCAAUCGGUGGGUCGAUACACAGAGUACUGGUCGAGCCCCUAUCACGCCAUGGUAUGUUCAAUGCGGCUCACAUUGUAACCACCCACACUUAUCCCCGCGGGACUCGCCUCCGCGCUUACGCCCGCGAAAUCUGGGCUGACCAUCACAGUCACGUCUGGAGAUAUGGUCCAUGGGGCACUCCACGUCUGCAGGACAGCCAUCAUCCCACACUGCCAGUCCCCUUCCCCGGUAAACCCUCGGUCUCCCGAACAUCAGCCGGCCUCAAAAUUUGCUUCCAGGACCCUGAGCUGGGUAUCGGCAACGGUCACGAUAUUCGCCCCGCCAUGCGGUCACCUCGCUCCACUAUGACACCCCUUUUUCCAAAAUCUUCAGGAACCUGA